AUGAGCUACGACGCUAUUAUCAUCGGUUCUGGCCAGUCCGGGGCCCCCCUGGCUGUUGCAUUCGCCAAAGCCGGGCAUCGGACUGCCCUGGUCGAACGCGAGCAUAUCGGCGGCUGCUGCAUCAACGAAGGCUGCACGCCCACCAAGACGAUGAUUGCCUCUGGACGGGUGGCAUAUCUGACUCGUCGUGCAGGGGAUUACGGCGUGCUCACCUCGUCUGAAGUGAUGGUUGAUAUGGCCAAGGUUCGGCAGCGGAAACGGGACAUUGUUGCGUCCUUUCGCGCAGGGAGCGAGCAUCGCAUCCAGGCUGCAGGUGUCGAGCUCAUCACCGGCAAUGCACGGUUUAUUGAUCGAAACACAUUGAAGGUCACAGAUGGCCACGGCGGAGAACAGAUGGUGCAGGGGGAUAAGAUCUUUGUGAAUGUCGGGGAACGGCCUGCGCCUCCGAGCGUCGAGGGACUCGAGGCUGUUGACCCCGGCAGAGUCCUCGACUCGACCUCCAUUCAAGAACUGGAUGCCGUGCCCAAGCACCUGGUGGUGGUGGGCGGGGGAUACGUGGGCGUGGAAUUCGCACAGCUGUUCCGCCGACUGGGCGCCGAGGUGACCAUCGUGCAGCGCGGCAAACAGUUGAUGCCUCGAGAAGACGCAGAUAUUGCCCAACGCCUGCUGGAGAUCUUCCAGCAAGACGGCCUGACGGUCCAUACGGAGUCUCGCCCGCUGCGGAUUGUCUCUGCGGGGGACAAGGGCUUCAUCUUGACGAUCCACCGUCGAGCCGGCGACCGCGACAUUCCCGGCACGCACAUUCUCUUUGCCGCCGGACGGAUCCCCAACACGGAGACGUUGAACCUGGCGGCAGCGGGCAUCCAGACAGACAGGAAGGGAUAUAUCGAGACGAACGCCUCGCUGGAGACCUCGACGCCGGGCAUCUACGCCAUGGGGGACGUCAAGGGCCCGCCGGCCUUUACGCACGUCUCGUAUGACGACUUCCGCAUCCUGCGAGAGAACCUGAUCGAUCAGUCCAGCGCAUUGACGCGCUCGACAGCAGACCGGAUUGUGCCGUAUGUGGUCUUUACCGAUCCGCAGCUCGCCCACGUCGGGCUGCACGAGCACGAAGCGCGCGAGCAGUUCCCAGCCCGACAGAUCCAGACUGCCACGAUGCCCAUGUCGUAUGUGGCGCGCGCUCUUGAAACAGACGAGCCCCGCGGCACGAUGAAGGCCGUGGUCGACGCCCCGAGCGGCCAGAUUCUCGGCUUCACCUGUCUGGGCGUGGACGGCGGCGAGGUGAUGAGCGUCGUGCAGACGGCGAUGGUGGGCGGGACGCCGUACAGGAAGCUUCAAGAUGCGGUCUUUGCACAUCCGGUUCUGGCGGAGAGCUUGAACAAUCUCUGGAGCUUCUUACAGUCUGACACCAGACCACAGGUUGAUUAGACUGAUUAUUUCAUCAACAGUAUAGCUAGUCCUAUAGAAAUAUCAGUGUGACAGUCUAUAGAUCAUAUAGUGCAUCUAUUGCAAGAUUCCUGUUUAUAAUUC
This is a messenger RNA of Penicilliopsis zonata CBS 506.65, 1530 nucleotides long. RefSeq lists its product as hypothetical. Gene Ontology annotation, molecular function: flavin adenine dinucleotide binding; oxidoreductase activity. NCBI's taxonomy places the organism in Eukaryota, Fungi, Ascomycota, Eurotiomycetes, Eurotiales, Aspergillaceae. The coding region runs from base 1 to 1428 and encodes 475 amino acids. The record is from RefSeq and is a predicted model, not a curated record. The transcript has a single exon.